AUGGCCAAGACUCCUUCCAAGAAAUCCGCCAAGGCCCCCAAGAAGGCCGGGGAAGGCAAGGGCAAGGGCAAGCGCGUCAAGCGCGUGGAAUCGUACUCCACCUACAUCUACAAGGUGUUAAAGCAAGUGCACCCUGAAACUGGUAUCUCCAAGCGCGGCAUGUCCAUCAUGAACUCCUUCAUCAACGACAUCUUCGAGCGCAUCGCUUCCGAAGCCGGCAAGUUGAGCCGCUACAACAAGAAGUCCACCUUGUCGUCUCGCGAAAUCCAAACCGCCGUGCGCCUCAUGCUCCCUGGCGAAUUGGCCAAGCAUGCCGUGUCGGAAGGCACGAAGGCUGUGACCAAGUUCACGUCGUCGGCUUAA
Messenger RNA from Aphanomyces astaci, 363 nucleotides. RefSeq names its product histone H2B. Gene Ontology annotation, cellular component: nucleosome. The transcript has a single exon. Gene Ontology annotation, molecular function: protein heterodimerization activity; structural constituent of chromatin; DNA binding. Gene Ontology annotation, biological process: nucleosome assembly. Lineage: Eukaryota; Oomycota; Saprolegniomycetes; Saprolegniales; Verrucalvaceae. The coding region runs from base 1 to 363 and encodes 120 amino acids. The record is from RefSeq and is a predicted model, not a curated record.